This is a messenger RNA of Pocillopora meandrina, 5753 nucleotides long. The record is from the annotation of a GenBank genome assembly. Lineage: Eukaryota; Metazoa; Cnidaria; Anthozoa; Scleractinia; Pocilloporidae.
AAACAUGGCGAAUGAUCAGGCCAACGAAGAUCCAUUGAAGAAGGUGUUUGUUGGUGGUUUGGACAGGUCCACAUCAGAUGAAGCUUUAAAGACGUAUUUUGAGUCUUACGGAGAAAUGACAGACUGCGUGGUAAUACGCGAUGGAGGCAAGGCUUCUAGAGGAUUCGGCUACGUGACUUUCGCCGAAAGAGAAAGCGUCUUAAAGGUCUUAGGAGAAAAACCCCAUACGAUCGAUGGCAAAACCGUCGAAGUAAAGCGAGCUAUUCCUAGAAAUGAAGACAGCGCAACAGCUCAUCAUAGAACAAAGAAACUCUUUAUUGGUGGAUUGAAAGACGAGACGACCAUGGAAGACAUAAAGCAAGCCGUCGCCGAGUCAGCACGCGGAAUUGCGCCAACCCUUGUGGACCUGAUCAUGAAGAAAGACGAGCCGAAAAAGCAUCGUGGUUUCUGCUUCGUUGAAUUUGAAGACGAGGAUAUAGUGGAUGAACUUUGUUGCCUCAAAAGGAUCACAAUCUCCGGCAAACAAGUUGAAAUCAAGAAAGCUCAACCUAAAGAUGGUCAGGGGGCACGUUCGGGGGGUCGUGGUGGACGCGGAGGGGGUCGUGGAUUUAGCCAUCGUGAUCGCAGUGGUGGUGGAGGUGGACAGUACACAUACAAUAUGUAUGGCGGUCAAGGAUACCAGCAAUACUCUGAUCCUAGUUAUUACAGCGGCUAUGAUGGUUAUGGAUACGACAAUGGUUACGGUAACAUGGGUAACUACCAGCAAGCUCCUUCAAACUUUGGCUCACAGCACGGUGGAUAUGGAAGGGGUGGCGGUCCAAGACAACGGUACACACCAUACUAGAAAAGGUAGGAACACUUUUUUUCUAAUUUUCCCAUGCUUGUGGUUUAUUUUAUGACAUCUUUAGGUGAAUGAAUAAGAUAUUUUUUGAAAGCUAACAGUGAAUAGCACACGGGGGUAUGUUUUAUUAGCAGAAAUAAUGUUAACUACCUACGAGUGUGCACGAGUGGGAUGAAAAAAUUGUUUAAAAGUACUGUUAAAAGUAUUCAUGUGCCCAUAACGCAGGAGCAUUGGAAAGGAAUUCUACAGGUCCUCUUCUUACUUAAGUUUAUUUAUUAAAAAGGUGACACCUUGCCUUGCGUGUCCUUUUAUCACGCAGUCACGGGAAAAAAAGCAUAAAACUUCAGAUAUUGAUAAUUGGGCUAACCGUUGUUGUUCCAGUGAGUCUAAGCUUAUUCUGUUUUGAUACCUAGGUUUCGUUGCAUUUGAAGUCUUAAGUCAACAUAGCCAGACAUAAGUUACAUUAAGUCAGCCAGGACCUAGGCUACCAAGGAUUCCCUGAAGAAUUGCUGUCGCAGUCAAUCUACCACUUAAGAUGCAGUGUAGGCUUCCUCCUAAUCACAGACCUCUUCGUGUAGACAGGACUCGACCAGUUGCAGUAUUUUAUUAGGAGUAGAAUUUUAUUACAAACUUACAUUUUUAGAUUAGUUUACAUGUAUACCCAAACCCUUGGCUGUUAUUAAAGUUGGUUAGGUUAAGAAUAAAGGUCUAAGUGCUAUUCAGGAGUUGUUAGUUUUUUUUUUUUUGCAAAAGACUUGAGGAGCUUGUUUUUAUUUGUUUUUUAUUUAUCUACUUUUGUGUUACAGUCAUGGUUAACCUUUCUCUAGGUUAGCUUUUCAUGGGAUAUUUUCUGGAAAAAAAUCAAACUUCUACAAACGAGUUACAGGAGGUAACAAUGAGAAAUUUUCUACCAAAUGCCCCACUUACAUCUGUGUAUUUUUUGUUUCCAUCUCUGGCUAAAUAAUUUUGCCAAUUUUAUGUUAUUUAACGACUCGCUGCUUUUAAUCCAUUUAUGUCCAGCUUGUUUCUUUCUGGUACUUUUGGGUUGGGUUAGUGUUGCUUGUUGAGGAUAGCACUUUAAUAUAGAGAAAAUGGUGACCAAUCAAGCCCAGAAUUUGGUUGCAAUACCAUGUUUGUACUUCUACACAAGAAACUAUAUUCACUAUGUGUGACCACUUCCAUUAUGGGUGGAAUGUGUCAGGUAUUAAACAAAGGUAGCACAAAGGUGACUAUUGACCACUGCCAACAUAGGAGGGUAGAAGAAUAACUGGUUUUUGCAUUCUAUUUGGACUAAGAUUAACAUUCUGGAGGCCCUGCAAAAAAUCUGAGGAAUAUUGUAAAAGUUAAACAUGAACCACAAUCAUUGUUGAAAACUGUAAAGUAUGGUGAUUUUAAGUUCUUCUUUCACUCACAAUUAUACUGUUGAGCAGACUAUUUUCUUGUAUUAGGUAACAAUGAAAUGUGUUAGAUCUCUUUCCAAAACCAAAAUAGAGUGACACCUUCAAAAGAAGGUGUAAAAUGUAAGUUUCAGAACGCUAAAUUGUUUACCCUUGUUUUCAAAAUCUAAGUGUUUAUGGAUGUUUGAGUGAAUUUCCUUUUCCUAACUGAAAGUACAAUUACAGCACUAUAUCUUAUCAAAAAUGUGUUCACAUAACACCACAAACUAAAGUACAAUACUCACAGAAAUAUUAAUUAACCUGAUCACUACGUACUUUCAGUAGUACAGGAUAUACAAAAAAAUAUAUCACAAUAUAGUACUAUUUCAUUUUAGUACCCGAUGCACAUCAUACAACUAACUCACAAUUUUUUACUAAGUGUCCAGUUGGUAACAAGGAGAAACACCCUUUGUUAGGAUAAAUGAUUUUAGCAAAAUUUACAAUCAACCUUUUUUGCAGAUUUCUUUUGAUUUGGCUUGCUACUUUCUAAUGGUAAACUGCAACAGCAAGUUUAUCACUUUUUCCUGUAAUCAACUUUGUAUGUUUACAUAUCUGUCACUCUGUUGUGUGCCCCGCCUACCAACAAUAUUCAGUUCUCCUCUCAAGCUAGCACCCUUUGGAAAAUAAAUAUUAAGUUGGAAAAGAAUGAAGUUCAGUGCAUUGGACAAUGAUAAUUCCUUAGGGCUUGGGUUGUAAUAUAAAAUUGGAGUGCUACUUGAAGCUGAAUAUAUACAGCAUGAUACAUUGCACUUGUAUUUCAGUAGAAUAUAAAGCUCCCUUAAACCAGUAAAUUGUAAAUUGUGCAAAUUGUAGAAAAUAUUCAUGAUUGACAGGUAUAAGAAAUUAGGUCAUAUUAAAAAAUUUAUUUGAAAGGUGUGUUAUAAAACAUUUACAAGUCGAAAGAGUUUAUUUAAAACUUAUGACCCUAUUUGAAUGAAUGAUUGUUUGAAAAGGCAUCUGAAAUUUGUGAGUUGAAUAACAUGUAAAAAGUAUUUUUUUGAGGUUGUAUUGGUCUUGGUAGCUGUGAAUUGAUAUGUAAUACUUAGCUCUUAGAGGAUGCCAAUCAUUUCUUGAUGCACAUUUCACACCACCAUGGCACAUCAUCCUGAUGGUUUGCAGAAGAUCCAUUGUAAUAUUUUAGUCCACAGUCAAGCCAGUCCCAUGAAGUAUUUUUUUGUGGGGCACACUGCUUGCUUGUGAUGGCAAUCCUUAUAGUGCUCUUCCAAAAUGAAAACUUUUUCUGAGUGCCAACUUCAAAUGUGAUUUCCAAACCCCUUACCCUCUGCCUGCUAUAGCCAAACAGUUUUGGAUGGGGCUUGGCUUUUUUUUGUCUGUGGUAAGGAAACCUGUCCCCAUAACUUCUAGCUUCAGCAGACUCUAUCCCUUGUUUCCCAAGCCACUCAGUUGUACGUAGGUUUUGUAGUUCAUUUCACCCUCUUGAAGGUAAACUUAGUUUAUAAUCAACAUUUACUGUAGCCUUAUCUUCUUUUCCCAUCUUAAAAUUUUGUUUGGUUUGUUUGUAUUAUUUUAAUGUCUGUUUUUUUUCUCUCAACCAGUGUAUCUUGUGGUGCUGUACUUAAUUAUCUGCAUUGUACUGAUGCAGCAACAAGGGGGAAGCAGAGUAUGUUGUGCUUAAAAUAUGAAUGCUACACUAGAAACUGCAAUAGAGUGCAGACAACUCUGAGAGGUAUGAAAUGAUAGCUAUUUAUUCCUAUUACUUAACAAUGCAGUGAAUUUUUAUAUUUAUUACAUAGUGUGUGAUGAUAUGUCUAAUUCAUUAUUUCAACACCACACUGACUUAUCACCAUGACCUAAAUUGGUACAUAUCGUAAACGUCCAUGUAUUAGCUGCACUUUUUUUCACAAAAUUGAAGCCAAAAAUCAAGGGUGCGGCUUAUCCAUGGAUACAUCUGUGUUUGGAGUUCUCAAAAACUUAAUUAAUAUUCAUAAAACUUCUUAAGAUGCCAAGAAAUAAACAUAAAAGAAACUGAAAGCGUGUUGGUGUAGUUCAUUGACUUUUUCAUUAAGUGGUGGCUCCUAAGGGAGCUGUUUGUGUCUUCGAGUGUUUAUCAUCGAAUCUUGCUCUCCAAGAUUCUUUCAAGUGAUUAAUUUUCGCUUUACUCAAACAAUUAAUGUGGGAAGAUGACUCCAAUUCUGAUCCAUUUGCUGGCAUAGAUGAGGACGAGGAUGUGGACUUGCUUUACACCAAUAUUUUCGAACAGUAACAAGCAAGAAAUUGACCCAGAAAGCUAUAAGAAUCUCUUUGGAGAUAGCGGUCGCGAGGACUUUUAUGGUUUUUAAUGAUAAACACUGACUUUCUCAGAUGUUCACAUGAAGAACAGUAGCAUCUUUUAUAAAUAACCUGAAGUAUUAUAAUAUUAAUUAAUGAAAUAGAAACUGAAAUGAUUGCAUCAGUGCACGUGCUUUCUGUUCAUGCCCAGACAAUGGCCAGGUCCUGGCCCAGACUCCUCCCAACAUUUAAAGCUUGGCUACUAAGCACUUGUUUGUUUAUAGUUUCUCGAUGCUGAGGGAAUUUCAACUUUAUGGCAUGUUUCGAAGUGAUAAUCUUGAAAAAUUGGAUCGAAAGAGCAUUUUAAGUUAAAGAUGGUGUAAAUUCCAAUGAAAAAGAAGGUACGACAAAUGAAAUUUCGCUUUCUUUAGACUUGAUAAAUGUGAAAGAUAGCCACAACUUCUAUGUCGGUGUUUCGAAACCUUGAUUGUUUGUAGCAAUACAACUCUACUGAAACUUCAACUGUAUUGUUUUUAUUUUUUCCAAAUUCUGCGCUCCAAAUCGGAGGUGUGGCUUGUCUAUGGAUGCAGCUUAUACAUGGACGUUUACGGUAGUUCAGAAAUUAAAUUCAUCCAGUAUUACCUGCAAUUUUUGUACUAUUUUUCUUCAACAGAAUUCAACUAAGAAGAUUACGAAUUAAACCAGUGUAAAAACCUAGCCAACAAAUGUCUGGGUAGGAGACAGUGAAAAGUGAAAAUGGAGUAGCCUGGGUCCUGGCACAAUGUCCAUCUCUGACAGAGAAUUUUCACUGAUGAAUAUCAUUUACAUUUACCCAUUUAAGCUUUGGGGAAAAUAUAUUAAAUUCAAAAAGAAAGAAACAGCAUGUGUGGUGUUCUUUAUGUCUUCUUACAGAGUGCUCAAUGGCAAGCCCAAUCACCAACCACUUGCCCAUUAAUUUUCAUGCAAUUAAAUUGGCCACUUUAUAUCACAUGCAAAGUGACCAGACAGUUAGCAAGCAAUAACCACUGUCUACAUCAAUAUUUGCCCUCUGGUUAUUUCUGUUGGAAAAGAAGCAAAAGGAACCCCAAGCAUUUCAUCUUUUCAUCUUUAUUACAUGGAAGAAGGACAAACUCAUUUUUUGGUCUAGUGAUAGUGACAUUAAAAAGAUGAUCUCAAAUGCUUCUCCAGAAAGUUCUAAAAAGUCAACAAAAUUUGCUGUCAAGGAGAGUUUUAAAAUUUGAGAGGAG